Molecule: messenger RNA, 1149 nt
Organism: Candidula unifasciata
Lineage: Eukaryota; Metazoa; Mollusca; Gastropoda; Stylommatophora; Geomitridae
Source: the annotation of a GenBank genome assembly
AUGCCAACUAAGAAAACAGGAUGUGCUCUUCUGCUUUGUUUGUUGCCUGUCGUGGUAUAUCACUUUACCGACUGGCCGCCUGUAGAAGAUGAGAUCACGCGCACAAAGGAACUUCUUCUGGACGAUGUCUUCCGUGCUUCAUUGAGAGCUGUGGAGUUCUUGAGUACAAACUACUUUGACAUUAAUGUGGACGGGCUGUAUGGGUUCCGAGUCUGCCAAGGCAGCCUCAUAGGGACACUCCAUGAUUGCUCGUUUGAGAACCUCAGAUGUCCAAACAAGCUCAAAUACGAGCUGAUGUCUAUUAUUGCACGGCUCCAUAAACUGUGCGAUAUGGCUCUGCCUUUCAUUGAGCCAAGGGACAAUGAGUAUUACAGACAGUUUCUGCCUGUAUUAGAAGCCCCUUUCAUGUUUAACUAUAUUCCCGAGAAGUGGCACUGGUUUCCUCAUCAGGUGCCACAAAGUGAAAAGACAUACAAUAGCUUGAUGGGAAAUAAAUGUUUCAGUGGUAUUCUAGGAACAUUCAGUAACAGAGGCAGAAAGUUCCCGCCAUGCACAGUUGUUGAUGGUUGCUGGGAAAUGAUGUCAACAACAGGAACUUCUGGUUACUUCACAACACAUCAGCUUCUUUAUCUACUAUUUGGAGAAUACAGUGGGUGCCAGCAGGAUUUGGAAGAUCGUUCCCGCAAAGACACCGGCAUGUCACUCCGAGAUUUACAGCGCUUUUUGUGCCAGCAAAUCUAUACAGAAGCAAUGCUUAUAGAAGAUAACGGCACAAAAGAGGAGACAGCACAAGAUCUUUUUCUUGAGCAAAGUGCACUUUGUGGCAUCUUGGGUUUUGAGGACUUCUUCAAUGAGACUUGGAUUCGGAUGGUUCUGGGGUGGCAACAUGUAAGCGGAUGUUUCACGCAGACUUUUCACAAGCUAGACCGUGAAGAGAAUGAUGAAUUCCAGACAGGACUAGACAGUGAAGAGACUGAUAAAUUUGAGACAGGAUCAGACAUUACAAGCCGGAAGUUGAUGACAGAAAUGGUGAUGAGCGGCGACUGUUUAUCACACAAAACUGGAGUCGGCGCCGCUGCUCUUGGAGCUUACAUCAGAUAUCUGGUAUCAAGACUGCACUCCAACCUAACUUUAGCUGGGUCAUUGUAA